This is a messenger RNA of Antechinus flavipes (yellow-footed antechinus), 10725 nucleotides long. RefSeq names its product BBX high mobility group box domain containing (gene BBX). The transcript is spliced from 14 exons. The record is from RefSeq and is a predicted model, not a curated record. The coding region runs from base 762 to 3455 and encodes 897 amino acids. Lineage: Eukaryota; Metazoa; Chordata; Mammalia; Dasyuromorphia; Dasyuridae. Gene Ontology annotation, molecular function: DNA-binding transcription factor activity, RNA polymerase II-specific; RNA polymerase II transcription regulatory region sequence-specific DNA binding. Gene Ontology annotation, biological process: regulation of transcription by RNA polymerase II. Gene Ontology annotation, cellular component: nucleus.
CCUUCCUUCUUUCCCUACCUCCCUUCUUAUAGAUGGAAUAUGGGUGAGAAGAAAGCCAGUUCUAAUAUCUUAAUUAAACUUUAACUGAAAAUUUAAUUCUCUAAAUUUAAGAAUUUUUCCACAUAAAAAGUCAAUAAAAAGCAUUUACUAUAUGGCCCUAUUUGUCCUUUCCUUCUCACACUUGGCUUCUCCUUCUGAAUGUCUCCUGCCUUAUACUACCAUAGCCCAUGAGUACCUAGCAGUUUAUUGGAGUUAGAAUUCAAGUUACAAAGAAUAAAAGGGAAUUUGUCUUUCAUCUUUACUUUUGGUAUUUCUUCCUUUGGCUUUCCUCUUUUAAAAGGCCAGGAAAUGUCUCAUUCUAUCCUCAAAAACAAAUCUCAAUAAUUACUGAAUGAGGAUUUAAUAAAUAUUUACUGAGAACGAUGCCCUUAUUUUCAGAUAUUAAGUGUCUUUCUGAGACUCUGGCAAACAAAGAGUCAGGUAAUUCUGCCCCGCCCCCCGCUCCCACCCCCACUUCCUAAAGAUUAGCUUCACUUACUUUUUUAAUGCAUUUACUAAAUCACGUACACCAGUUGUAUCUCUGAUGCCUCACAGUGAAAAUAGAAAGUUCCCUGUUCCCCUGUAAGUAACAGAUAACUUUGGCAUUGAAAAGCUUUAAAAAAAAAAAAAAAUUCAGAACUCUGUGCUGGCUCUUCAGGCCUGUUGAUUUCCAAAGUGAGAAUUAGAAAUUUAUUUGCUCUCAGUUUGUUGAGGUCACAGUAAUGAAAGGCAGUAAUAGAAAUAAGGAUCAUUCAGCAGAAGGGGAAGGAACUGGAAAACGACCAAAGAGGAAGUGUCUUCAGUGGCAUCCAUUACUAGCAAAGAAACUUCUUGACUUUUCUGAAGAGGAGGAAGAGGAGGAAGAAGAAGAAGAUAUUGAUAAGGUCCAACUUCUUGGAGCUGAUGGCCUAGAGCACGAUGUAGAUGAGACCGAAGAUGAUGAAUCUUCAGAGCAGCGAGCUCGUAGACCAAUGAAUGCAUUUCUUUUAUUUUGUAAACGCCAUCGCUCCCUUGUUCGUCAGGAACAUCCCCGGCUGGAUAACCGUGGUGCUACCAAGAUACUGGCUGAUUGGUGGGCAGUUCUAGACCCAAAGGAAAAACAGAAAUAUACAGACAUGGCCAAGGAGUACAAAGAUGCAUUUAUGAAAGCCAAUCCUGGCUACAAAUGGUGUCCUGCAACAAACAAGCCUGUGAAAUCCCCAGCGCCCACUGUUAAUACACGAAAAAAGCUGUGGGCCUUUCCAUCUGACUCUGGAAAAGAUUUACCAAGCCCCAAGAAAGCAAAGACUGAAGAAAUGCCUCAGCUUAACUUUGGGAUGGCAGAUCCUACACAAAUGGGAGGCCUGAGCAUGCUGCUUUUGGCUGGAGAACAUGCUCUGACUGCACAAGAGAUAUCUUCAAAUACGUCACAUCCAGAGGCUCCUGCACCUGCCAAACAGUGUGAAGAGUCAGCUUUGUUUCAAUUUGCAGAGAUCUCUUCAAAUACUUCACAGUUGGGUAGUCCUGAGCCCGUGAAACGCUGUGGGAAGUCAGCACUCUUCCAAUUGGCAGAGAUGUGCCUAGCAUCAGAAGGAGUAAAAGUAGAAGACUCAAAAGUGACAAAAGCAAAAGAAUCAGAAGGAAAAAGCAUGGAAGAAUCUGAGAAGGGAAAAGUAGAAAGGGAAAUAAAAGAAGAGAAAUCAGAAGAAGAAAAGUUGCAGAAGACAGAAUUAGAAAAGCCAGAUGAAAAAAUAGUCAAAGACUGCCCAAGUGUCAAAAACUUUGACGAGAUUAAAGUGGACCAAAUGAAGGAGGGAAAGAAGGAAGAUGGUGAAGAGAUUAAAAAAGAAGAGUUGAGGGAAGAUAAAAACUGUAGCCACUUCAUUGAUCCUUCUUCUUCCAUCAGUAGUAAGCUAAUCACGAGUGAUGGUCCCAGCAGAAAAGAUCCCAUUUGCCAUUCUCAUGAAGCUGUGAUCAUUGAAGACACCUUAGGGUUAAGCAAACCAGAGAAGCUAAAAAAGAAAAAGAAGAAGAACAAAAUGGACCGACAUGGGAAUGAAAAGUCCACUCCCAAAAAAACCUGCAAAAAGAGGCAAUCCUCCGAGUCUGAUAUUGAGAGUGUUAUAUAUACUAUUGAAGCAGUUGCAAAAGGAGACUGGGGCAUCGAGAAACUUGGUGAAACUCCUCGCAAAAAAGUUCGCACAUCCUCAAGUGUGAAGGGAAGCAUUCUGGACACCAAGUCACCAAAGAAAAAAAUCAAGUCGAAAGAUAAGAAGAUGUCAAAGGAGAAACUGUCAAACCCCACCAAAGAGACCAAGCCUUUGGAUUUCAUUAGCAUUACUGCCAACAAAGAGGUUCCCGGAGAGAUUCCAGAGUGUGUAAGAGCAGAACCAUUGACUCCGACGGAGGAGGUUCUACCGCAGAGCUUGCCAGGACAGGUCAAAACAGAGGAGAGUGACUGUAAUAGAAAGAUAGAAAUCUGUGGCUCAAGGAAAUCUGAGAGGUCUUGCAAAGGUGCUCUUUAUAAAACUCUGGUCUCAGAGGGCAUGCUCACUUCCCUGCGAGCUAACGUGGACAGAGGGAAAAGAAGCUCAGGAAAAGGUAGCUCCUCUGAUCAUGAAGGGUGUUGGCAUGAAGAAAAUUGGUCAUUUACCCAGUGUGGGACUAGUGGGAGUAAAAAACUAAAAAGACCAAAGCCAAAGGAAGAGUUUGUCCUUGGCUUAGCAAAGCUGGAAGAAGAAUUUGAAAAAAAAUUCAAUAGCCUCCCUCAAUACAGUCCUGUCACAUUUGACCGGAAAAGUGUAUCUGUUCCAAGAAAAAAGAAGAAGACUGGAAAUGUUUCAUCAGAACAGACUAAAACCAGCAAAGGUUCAUUCCAGUCUCAGAAAAAGAACCUAUUCCACAAAAUUGUCAGCAAAUAUAAGCACAAAAAGGAGAAGCCUAAUGUUCCGGAAAAAGCCAUACUUUCAGAAGAUAAAACCACCACUGAGCCUCUCCGCAAGACUAAAGAUGCCCCAUCAGUUCCAAGCACUCCAGAGCCAACAACAACGCAAGAGCCUUUGGUUGGCAGCCAGAAAAGGAAAGCCAGGAAAACGAAGAUCACGCAUCUCGUCAGGACCGCAGAUGGCCGGGUGUCACCAGCAGGAGGUACUUUGGAUGACAAACCCAAGGAACAACUGCAGGGUAGUCUCCCUAAAGCAUCAGCUACAGAUAUCGAUUGCAAUGAGGAAUGCUCCCAAAACAUCGAAGCAGAGGAGAUUCGUAGUAUCACACCAGACAUGCCAGCCGUGUCUGCCUUCUUCAGCCUGGCUGCCCUGGCUGAAGUAGCAGCAAUGGAGAAUGUACACAGAAGUCAGCGGGCAGCUCCUCUUGCCCAUGAUGGACAGCCGAAAGAAAUGCCACAGGCUCCCGUACUUAUUUCCUGCGCUGACCAGUGAAGCUCCCCUUUAUUGUAAAACAUUGUGCUUUACCUAAUAUCCUAGCCUUGUCUUUACCAAGGGAAGCUAGUCAGUCCAUAGGAUGGAAAAUAUAGAUUGCAAACACGUGAUUGGUGCCCUGCACGGCCCAGAUUUCACUUGAAGCCAGAAGUUAGCAACUUGGGCCAGGUCGUCCUAUUGGAACCCAGAAUCUUUGAGGGGGAUGUUAUUUGUCUGAUAAUGAACAGAAUGAGAAUGAUCCUGGAGCUUUGCUUUCUAUUGAAGGCUUUUAAUGGUAAAUUGGUGGUUGCUUGGAAGUGGCUGCCUUUACUGUAGCUCAUCCAGUGUCUCUUUUACCAACCAGAGAGUGUGAAACUAGUUUCGUAUAAUAUCUAGUUAUUCUUUAAAAAACAAACAAAAAAAAACAAAAAAACAACAACAACAAAAAAACAACAACAAAAAAAAACAAACUGACGCACUGCACUAGUUAUUAUUAGAUAUUCCUAGUCAUUUUUGUACAUGAAGAUUUAAGUUCUAAGAUGGUUUAUAUAAUAGGUUAUGCCUACAUUUAUAUUGUAGAUUAAAUUAAAAAACCUGUUCCAGAGAACCCCAAACAGCAUGGGCAGACGUACCAUUGUUAGCGGUGUAUGCUCAGCCUCGUGGUCCAUAUAUUCUGCACUUUUAUAUUUGCCACCAGAGUGGUAGUUUGUUGGCAAAAAAAGAAAAAAGUCUGACUCUAUUUAUAGGCUGAGUCUUUUCUUAGGCUUGAAUGGUUAAGGAGAAUUUGCAUAGGGUAAGUUGUGGUAUGUUUUCACCUAGUUGGAGGAAGAGUCCUGCAGAUUAUUGAUGGUAUCAUGCCUUGAGGAUUCUUUUUAUUUUUUACAUAGGGGUCUGAGAGACCAGUGGAACAUUGAUACAAACAAACAAAAACGAAACAAACUAAAAAAAAAAGGACAGAAAAAUUGUUCAGAAGUGACCUUAGAAUUACUUCACUAUUCUGAAAACAUUGAAGACAUUGAAUUCAUGUGGACUCUGAGACACAUACCUUUUAUAUCUCUCACAGACACACUGGACUGGGUUGCGAUUGCUAUGCACAGCCUAAAUUGGCAAUGCAGGUUUUUUUUUUUAGAGCCAUUUAGAGUUUGUGUUGGUUAAGAGGUAUGUGAGUAAAUGAUAAUGAGAAGUAUGCUUGACUCGAGUGGGGCUAUCAAAUCUAGAUCUACCUGCCAGUUUCCAUUUCUUUUUGUGUUUUGUUGCUUUUGAGCAUUAAACCAUAGAUAGGCCAGUGCCAAGUGGAUCAGCUGGCUUAGAACAUUCAACAUAUUGACUUAACCACCUGACUUUCCCAGUGACUUGUUUCCUAGCAACAGCUACAAAGUGAUAAAUCAAAAUUAGUCUGAGGCUACAAAUUCUACAGGGUAUUUGUUCCAUAGCACAAAGUAUUUCCCUAUUCUUGCAUCACAGCACAAAAAAAAAAAAAAAAGAAAGAAAAAUGCCAAAUUUUAAUUACUGGACUCCAGCAAUAAUUUUUUUAUUGGUCUUCAUACUGGCUGAAUUUUGAUAGUGUUAGGUUGAGUUUGAAGCUCUUGAAUUAGGUCUCAAAAUGAUGAGAGUUUACAUGGUUUUAUCAGGCCUUCUUAUUUAUACUUGACUGAAUUGAUAAUGAUUUUUUUGUAAUUGUAAUUUGAUGUAAUAGCCAUACAAAAAAAAUAAGUAACUCUUAAUACAGACUAGGUUUAGCCUUUCAUGGUUGUAGAUAUGACUUCAGUUUCGGUGCUGGAAAAUAUGUACAACAUACUACACAGGAAUGGAAAAGUAACUUGUAUAGAGAGCAAUGAAGAUGAAAGGCAUUUGGAAUGAUGUCCUCAAAAUACAUAUUCUUUGUGCAUUUGGAGGAAGAAGGAAUAGAAAAAAGGUUAAUCCAAGGUGACAGCUUAACCCCAAUCAGGUAACACUAAACCUAGUAAAGAGUCCCAACAAAUACAAUGUACCUUAGGUUUUUACUAUGAACCUGUUUUAUUAAUGUUUUCUAAAUUUUAAAAAGUGAAUGUUUGAAAAUUGCUGGGUCCCAGUGUGGUGGCUGUUGGAGUUUUUGGACCACUUGCUAGCAGUGAUUUAGAAAUUAAGAUUAGCUAAAAACCCAAAAAUCGUACGGUGCGGACCAUGCACCUUGACAAUGGUACUAACUUGUUAUUCUAUAGAACACUUUAGAAUAGGUCUAUUUUUGCCAGAGCCUCUUCCAAUCUUCCUCCAAUUACAUUUCACUAGUGUUCCUUAAGAGAUUGCUGUAUAUUAAUGGGACCUUUUUUUAAAAAAACAAAACAAAACAAAACAAAAAAAGAAACAAAAGGAUUACUUUUUUCUAUGUGAAUUAAUAUCUUACUUGAUCUGCUUUUUCCUAAACCUCAGUGGCUUUUCCCUUAGGUGGGGCAGGGUGGGUGGGGAGAACUUACUGGAUAUGACUGUUUUCAGAGACUUAUAAAAACUUUUUUGUAGAAAUGCUUAAUUUUUAAGCAGUUAGGCACUGAGAGCAGCAGAAAUCCUGCAAAGCUUUAUAGUUCUCUAGACCCUUACCUUGUUGUUUCUCUGAGUGAAGUCUUGAUUUCAAUAGCUAGAACUGCUCAUGCCCUGAAUCUGCUACAGAGGGGUGUUGAUAUUUUUCAGGUAACACAGUUUGUUAGCACAAAUAUUUCAGACCAACGUUUAAUAUUAUCUUUUCUUCCAGUUAUUUUAAUAGCAUUCUUUUUUGUUUUGUAAAGUCAUAUUGCUAUGGUGUGUACUUUAGUAUGCCAGCAAACACUGUCCCACAAGCCUCCUUGAGAAAAAAAAAAUGUUGCACCUUAUGUAUAUCUCAAGCAAACCAAAAUAUGAUGCUCUUCUGCUUUGUUUUUAUUCUAAAUAUGUUGUAUCAUAUCUUUCUGAAACCAUUCUGAAUUGAGUUGAAAUUAUCAAUAUUUAUGCAUUUAACCUUAAUUUCUGGAUUCAAACCUGUAUAUAAAUCUUUUGAAAAAAAUUGUCCUAGCCCUUCUCUGUGAUGCUGGAUAUGGGGGAUUUCGUCUCAAAGGGAGACACAGUACUGUUCCAGUUUUCUUUGGCUUUUAUUUAUUUAGUUAUUCUGGGUAUUUCCAAUGUAAUUUUGAGGUAUGUAAAGUGUAUUAUAGUAGCUGAAGCUACAACCUAUGAGAAGCUGCGUGAAAAAUUACUGUAAGUCAUCUUUUAAGUUUUAAUUGUUUGAGUACUGUAUAUGAGGUUGAGAAAAAGUAAAACAUGUUCCAUAGAAACAUUUUGAGAUACAGGUUCUGAUCCCCGACUAAGGUUAUUUUUCAGAUUUGAGACCAAAACUGUUAAUUCAUUAAAAACCUUCUUAAGGUUAAAUCAUGCUGUUGUAAUCCUGUGACAGUCUUUAUUCUCAUGAAUGUGCUAUAACUUCAGAAAUGGAGUAUCUUUAUUUAAUAAGACUGGAUGAGUUUUUCAAUUAAUUCAAUGUUCCAAAAGCCGUGCUGAAAAAUUUGAUUAGGUAUAAAGUCCCAAAUCAUCAAUUCAUAGUUUCAAUUCAUACUUUCAAAAUUAAUGGGAAAUGCCAUAUUUCUUUAAAAAAAAAAAAGGAAGUAUAUGAACCGAUUUGAUAUCAAGAAACAAACUUUUUGGAUCACCUGUUUUUUUUCCUUGUUCAGGAAAACAGUACCCUCCUUGACUAGGGUAAACUUACUUUUGCACUCUGCAGUCUUUGGCCCAUCGUAUUAUAAUUUUGUAUCCGUGAAAAAUGUCAAGAAAGUUAAAAAACUGCACCAGAAACCAUCGCAAGCAGGAAACUGAAAGUUUGUUUAUGAGGAAAAGAGUAGGAUGGAAGUGCAUCUAUUACAAGUUUGGUAUUAAUGUGAAACACUUGCUUGCCAAUUCAACUACUGUAUGUAUCUUAAAUAUGCGAAAUUAUGGAAUAUGUGGGCCUGAGGCGAGCCUACAUUCUAAGAAAGACGACUACCAUUUUAUGGGGGGGGAAUGAGGAAGAAGAUAUAAAAUCUAUUUUCCCCCCUUGCAAAGGGAAGACAGGGUUUAUAUGGCACCAAUGGGUUAAUAUUUGAUUACACUCUACGGAGUGGUCACUGAUCAGGCCAAUGUUGAUAGGCUACCUCUGCUUUAAAGGAUAGCUUCAUGACUUCCUAUCUGUUUCAAAAACUGCACCAUCUGAUGCUUUUUGCCCUCAGUGCCACAUUCACACCUGCAGUGUUUAAAAUUCCAGGAACCAUCUCACACAGAGAGGACAGUGUAUUGCUAAAAAUGGGCAGUGGUAGCCUUGUAGUUAUUGCUGUUUCAUUUGACCUAUGAAGUAUUCUUGUUGGCUGCUUGAUGGAAUCUAAAAUCGAGCUGUUAAUUUGCUCUGAGAAAGAUUGCCUGGCACCCUUUGAAAACCAGUGUUCUUCAGGGGUUGCUUUUUCUUGAUACGAACAUUCCCAAAGAAUCAUUUUGUUUAUUUGUUUUGGUUUGGGCUUUAGAUAUUUUUAAUAUCCUGAGUUAGACUGACUAACACUGUACUUCAUUGAAAAGAAGCAGUUAGUUCAUCUGUUUUCAGAUGUGUGCAGUAGAUUAUUGAAUGGACUGCUUUGCUUUAGUCUUAAAGUCACUGUUAAUGUUGUCACACUGUAUAUCAAGUCAUCUUGCUUGCCCUUUGCAUGGGAGACAUUAUUUUCUACAUUUCGAGACAUUUCAGGACAAAGAAGCUGCAAGCAGAUGAAUCAAAUUCAGUUGCAAGAGAGAAGUAAUUUUUGUUUUUCUCUCUCAUACUUUUUAUCAUUUCUGCCCACUUUUCUCCUUACAAAUCCAAAUGAGGAUUGCUCUUUUGGCCAAAUAGUGUCUGGUAUUAUAGAAGCUGUAAUGAUUUCAGAAAGGUAAAUUCUACACUUCAAAAUAUUUUGUAUUCUUAUUUUUUUUCCAGCCAGUGGUCAGAGUUUAUUUUAUUCCAAAUUGGUUUAUCUAACAGUACUAAUGGGCAUAUGAACAUUGUUAAGUUCUUCCAAAGACUUCUUGGUCCAAAGUAUGUUACUUGGUACCAAGUACCUAAGUCAUUACCUUUUCCCUUUGAAAUGCAAAUCUUACCUCAUAAUCUCUAAACUAAAUUACUUAAUACAUUUUGAGAAAUAACACACUAAUCCCACCUUGUGGCCCACAAGAGGGUGACAAACAUUUUCUCCCCAUUGACACACUCAUGUUAGUUUGUGCUGGACACUGGCUCUGGAAGUUAAAGAACUGUGGAUAUUGUGGUGUUGGCCAGAGAGCUCAAUGAAGUUUCACAUUUCAGUAGUAUUUUACAAGUCUUUUACUCUCCGAAAGUUAAAUGUAGGAGACAGCAACAAUAACAACCUGAGAUUCUACACACCUGAUUCUGAGUGUUGAUUAUAGGUUUGAAUCUAUUAGACAUCACAAAUUAGACACAGCUUCAUCUGACCACCAGGUCUUAAGUCUGUUGACAGUUUCAGCAUGACAGAAUUGCUUUUUUUUUUUCUUUCAGAAAUUGGCUUGGUUCUCUUUAGAUUUGAUGUAAACAUACCAUGUAAUAAAUGAUUUCCAUUAAUGGUACAACAGAAUUAUUGCUUUCUUAGAUGUGUGUGUAGUAAAAGUCAAUAUACACAUUUAUAUAAUUUUUCUUCAAAAUCUUAUACCUAAUUUGAUAUUUCUAAAAGGUGCACAUGUCAAGUCAUGUGUAUAACAUGCUAAACUACUUUAACUGUGAUCUUGAAACUGAAUAAAGAUAUUUAAUAAAAAUUUUAAAUAUUUUAAAGAAAACAAUUCAAAUAGAUUUCUUUAUACUUAUAUUAUCAGCUAUAGAGAAUUGCUUUGAAAAAAUAUCUUUUCAAAAUAGGCAAAAAAAAAAAAAGCCUUCAUGAAAUAAAAUACCCACGUUCUAUUUAAAAAAAAAAAACAAAUGGCAUUUCCAUUGUUUAAUACAUUUUUCCCAGCUUUAUUGUGUUAAUUGUUCUGAAUAUUUCUCCAUAUUUUUUUUAAAAGAAAUACCUCUUCUCUGACUUAUUGUUUAGAAGUUAAUCGAAGGAAGCAUUUUUUUUUUCCCCUGAGGAUAUUGACUUGGGAGUCAGAGGGCCUUGGUUCAAAUCUCACUUCUGACUCCAUUAAUUGUAUGAGCUUGGGGAAAAGGUUGGAUUAUAAUAAUCUUUGCGAAAUCUCCAAGCUCAAGAUCUAGAUACCUCUGAGACUCAGGGAAUUGGGGAAGAUAUGAUACAUUCUUAGCAGAAAAUUAGGCUGGAAUGUGUAGUCUGUCUUUGAAAUAAGGAAUAUAACCAAUAUUUGCAAAUAGAAUUUUUAAAAUGAUAUAAAACUCAGAUUUGGACUCUAAAUUAUUGAAUGAGAUUUCCUUGUCAAAGAUUACAUACAUUUUCUCUUUGGACAAAACCAUGUAUAUAGGUUAUCACAUCCUAUCUUCUUCAAGCUUGAUCUAUUUCUUCUAUGAAGAUGUUGAUGUUUCUCCAUUUUUAACUUCCUGAUUCACCUGGAACACCACAGACUUUUGAAUAAACUGCUCCAGUAGGUUGGACAUAUAGAAAACAAAGAAUGGGUUAAAUUCAUAUUUGUUAAAUUCAACUAUUUUAUAGAUAGUGUAGACAAUAAGAUUUCUUAAUCAAACUAGCCAAAAUAAUGUAUAUUGAGAGGCAAGCAGUAGCUUUAAGACUGGAGAAAAGGACUGUACUUUUGUAAUAAUAGAAGGAAUUCCUUAUAUCAAUGAAAUCACAAGUUCCAACCAAAAGUUUUUAAAGAGCUAGAUAUUGGGCAUAUCAAGACAAAAAUGUUUCCUCAACUUGCUUUCUCCUAGAUGAUUUUAAGAAAAGUCAUAUACAAAUAGCUAAAGGGAAUGGUACUGAUGCCAUUAUUCCAUUUACUAAAAACAAUGUUUAUAUGUUUAAAUCCGGGGAAAUGGUGUUUCAUGUAACUUUUCUUCCUAUAAUUUGUAAAUAUACAUUAAGCAUUUCCUGAAAACUUCCUCUUCGCAGUCUCCAGUUUCCAUAUAACUCACAAAUGUAGCAAUAAAGAAGCUAAUAUGUAUGAGUACUGGAGUGAAGAUUAUGGGUAUCAGAAUGAAAAUUUGUGUAUUGUGCCUUCUAAUCAACCUUUAUAAAUUUCUUUCUGGAGCUACUUUUACUUGCUGGAUACUCUUUAAUUUAGUCAUUCUCUUGCUUUUUUCCUCCCUUCAGGUAUUUUUGCCAAAAAAGGUUACAAAGCCUAAAAAUGACUUUUUAAUUUUUAAAAAAUUAUUGUGGCACCAAUAAAUCUUUUUCUCCUUCAA